AUGGCGUUCAGUAGCGAUGCUGGUAGACAGCCAAAACCCCGGCCCCGCGAAGGUCUGCAGCUUCGGCCGUUAAAUGUCGAGAAAGGGUCAAAAAGAACGCUGUCCGUGAGCGAUGCUGAACGAAAUUGCAGCGCAGAUGACAUUUUCCCUCCGCAGACCGCAACCUGGAGGAACAACUUGAUUGCGCUUUCCCAGCGCCGCAAUCUGUUGUUCGUCGCCUACAGCCACCAGAUCUAUGUCUGGGAGCCAUCUGGGUCAUUUCAGACACUGGGCAACAAGCCUGAGAUGAUCAUCACCCCAGUAAUGAAGGAGCCCCACAGCAGUGGUUAUAUCGCACCAGCUACGCCCCACGCCAUCAACAAUCUCCUUGUGGACGAUCUAGGCCGUGAGGAGGUGCUGCUACUUGUCACGGACUCCGGCAAUGUUUGCGGCUAUCGGGUCGAGGCCAUAUUUUCUGCCCUGAAGCGGGCGGCAGCAAAUAAGCAAGAACGGCCCCUCGAUGGUUCCCAGGUGGAUCCAUUCUUUGUGGAAUAUGUGGAAGCCAGUGCCUGGGGCUUGGCCAUCCACAAAUUUGCCCGUCUCAUUGCUGUGAGCGCGAACACGGGCCUCAUCACGGUUUUUGCGUUCGCGCUUGUCAACCCCGCUUCCGGGGACAGUAGCAACUCGAGCUACCACCCAGAAGACGAUGAUGAUAUCGCCGACUACGGUCAAACCUGGCUGGAGGUCAAGACUAAAGAACAGUUUGCGCAGCUGCAACCUUUGAUGCCGGACAAACAUCGCACGCGAAAUAUCAAACUAACCUAUACUGGCCAUUUCGCUAACAUCCCUUCGGUUGCGUUCUUAAAUUGCGAUCUUGAUCCCAACGGCAACUGGAUGGUUAGCACGGACAUCGACAAUAAGCUGCUUACCUGGAGGGUCUGGGAUCACCUUGGCCCAUUCAGCGUGAAUCAUUUCAACGAUAUCUCCUUCAAGUUCUUCCCAGAAACACUGCGUAACGAUGAGCGUGGUUGGACCGUACUUGCCCUCGACCCGCGAUCCUUCCAUCGGGUCAAGUCUGCAGAGGAAGCUUGCGGUGGCCCACCUCAAAGACGCAUGAAGAACGGCCGAACGAUUUUCGACUUGACCAGAGCAAAUAGUCAGAUACCCAACGCCUCGCAGAUCUAUAACUACUUCCCACCUGCAGUGAAAGUCGAAUUCGAUGAACCGGUUCUACCUGACAUAUUCGGACCCGAUUGUUGCAUUAGCCGAAGAAACAGCAACUCCCAGGCCGCCUGCGCUGACGGCUCACCGGCGGUACUUCGUCGGUAUCCAAGCGAUAUUACGUCCACUGAAUAUUUGGAUACCAGCGGAUAUUCCACAGCAACUCGCGGUGUUCGUCCUUCGGACUCCGCUGAUGCGUUUAGCCAUCGGGCCGUCAACGGCUCUGUAUAUGGGGACAACUUGAGCCGCGACGGCUCUGACGUGGAUUUGAGCACGCAGAAUCCAGGAGGUAAUGGACGUUUCCAGCCACCAGGCGGCACAGACCAGCGAGCUGAUAAUUUUCCUCGUUACCUUGGCCCAGGACCAUUGACAACUCCGGAGUUUCUUCAAUUCGCGCUUAUUGAAGCUCUUGGUGGCGAUGCUCCCGAUACCGAGUACUAUGAUGAUGACGACAUGGAUGAUUACUUGGUCGAGGACACUUACAGUGAUGAUCAAGAGCUGAACAAUGCGGAUAGUGAUUCUUGCGAUGAUAGUGAAAUGUCAGCGAUGGCACAAAUUCCGCAUCCAGCUUUUCAUCCAAGCUCGAAAUUUCCCAUCCUUCACUUCUCACAAACAGAUAUCCGUCUAAUAGCCCAUCCCUUCGCAAAUCAUGCCAGGGUCGUCUGCGGCGACCCUUUACGACAGCCACUCACCCACCCUAUCGUCUCGAUCCGAGCCUGUGAUCGGUUCAACAUGGUCAAGUACAUUCCUGAACAUGGGAUUGUGAUUGCUGCCUCCCAAAAAGGCCGCGCAGCUGUUAUCGCCCUCACUGAAUCCGAGACCACCGGGCAAUCAUUCCGAGUCGACUGGAUUGUACCUUUCGAGAGUCAAGAAAAAUACGGUGACCGUCCCCUCAUCCCUCUCCUAGGCAUGAGCGUCAGCCCCAUCCAAGGAUUUGAGAUCCCACCCGACGUGCCCUACAUCCCGCGGGACGUAAAGGCCCACGACCUCACCUUCCAAUUCAAGUACAUGAGCAAUGACGAGCCCCACACCUCUCUACCGAGCAGCGUCAUACUACAACCCAACCACUUCAGUGACGAGAUCAAUUACCCCCCAGCCGAGCCCAGUGAACCCAGCGAUGACGACCCCCAACAACCACCACUCACCUUACCCGAAUGCCACGCCCGAGCAACCAAUGCGUACCAGCCCGAGGAAAGCUGGCGUGGUUGGAACCCAUCCCGUCACUACCGGUUAAUGCUGAUGUACGCCGACCACACCAUCAUGAGCUACGAGUUCUGGUACAAUUGGAAUACGACAGAUACGGUUCCAAACGGGCCGGAUCUCAACGAGGAGGACUACCUUCUUCUAUAG
This is a messenger RNA of Aspergillus ibericus CBS 121593, 2550 nucleotides long. RefSeq lists its product as uncharacterized. Lineage: Eukaryota; Fungi; Ascomycota; Eurotiomycetes; Eurotiales; Aspergillaceae. The transcript has 5 exons. Gene Ontology annotation, molecular function: protein binding. The coding region runs from base 1 to 2550 and encodes 849 amino acids. The record is from RefSeq and is a predicted model, not a curated record.